AUAGAAAAAAGAGUAGUCACGUUCUUCUCAUCAAAACAUGGCGGCUUCUAGUAGUAGCAACAGAGCAGAUUUUGUUGUGCAACCUAAAGGAGAGCAUAGAGUCACUAUAGUAUGGCUGCAUGAUAAGGAUGAGCAUUUCUCUGAUUCAGUUCAGUUUGUGAAAAUUUUGAAUCUUAAUAAUAUCAAAUGGAUAUGUCCAUCUCUCGUGCUCCCAACUUCGAGGAACAAACCCGAAUAUAAUAUCAACCAUGCAUUAUAUCUGACAGCUGAACGUGUUGCUAACCUUUUCUCGGAUGAACCAGAAAAUGUCAUAAAAGGAGUGGGAGGUUUUGGCAUGGGUGCAGCAGUAGCUCUCCACUUUGCAACAAGUUGUGCUCUUAACCAUUAUACUAUAAAUCCCCGAGUUGUUGUUGGAAUCAGCGGGUGGCUUUCUAAGGCGAAGAGCCUAAAACGAAGUAUAGAAUUUGCUUCAUAUGAGGCUCCACCUCGUGCUGCAUCGCAGUCAAUCUUACUUACACAUGGACAAAGAGAUCAUGUUCCUCACCUAUGUGGCUGUGGAGAAGAAGCUGCUUUUAUACUUAGAGAGGCUGGAUUUAGAGACGUCAGGUUCUUACCAUUUGCAAGGUUUGGACCGAUCGCUCAUGAGAUCAAUCGCAACGUAAUGGUCAAAAGCUGGUUAGAAGAGAAGCUCCCGCUCGAUGUUGUGCUUGCAAAAGAAUGUCUACCAUAAAGACUUUCAUCUAUCUAGCUAGUGACUAGUAGUUUACUAUCGUCGUUUGUUUAAUUUGUCCUGAAUAAAUUAGCGUGACUCAUGUUAUGACUUAUGAC
Arabidopsis thaliana (thale cress) is the source of this 828-nucleotide messenger RNA. Its product is annotated as alpha/beta-Hydrolases superfamily protein. NCBI's taxonomy places the organism in Eukaryota, Viridiplantae, Streptophyta, Magnoliopsida, Brassicales, Brassicaceae. The transcript has 9 exons. The record is from RefSeq and is marked reviewed. The coding region runs from base 38 to 730 and encodes 230 amino acids.